CAGUUUUCAACCAGACGAUUAAUGUAAAGUUAUUCAAAUGGAGUAAUUUGAUUUCUGAUUCUCUGAUGUAAUAGAGUAUUUCAGUGGAAGGGACCUACAAUGACCAUCUAGUCCAACUGCCUGACCACUUCAGGGCUCACCGAAAAUGUUCUCUGUGUUUUUCAUUCUGAGAAGACUCAGGAAAAUGUAAGAACCUGUAACAGCACUUGAAAAGAAAAGAAAGUGCAAAGGCAGUGUUUGGCUCAUCUUCACCAUACCUCUCUCCUACUCUGAUUCCUCCUUGUAAUCCCCAAGUGAAGAUGAAUAGCCUACUGCAAAUAUGACGUCUCUGACUAGUGUCAUUGCCUCCCACCAGUCUGAGUGGGUGUCCUUCACUGAUGAGCUCCUCCCUGUUAACCCACGAGGUAGCACUGAGGAGCCCCUGGAGAAAUGUUUUUCUUCCUCAGACACCUCCUCAGAAGAGAACCACAAGGUGGAUGGAGAAUUUCAAGACCUCUCCCACAAAGAGCUGGAAGUUGCAGCUGACCAACCCAAGUUGGAUUCCGCUGUGCUUGGGAACCAUGUGUGUCUCAGCGCUGACCUGUCAUCAUCCAUCAGUGCUUGGGUUCAGUUUGAAGAUGCACCAUGGACCAGUGCUCCAUCGACCCACCCACAAGCAGUGUCUCUAUCAAAAGCACCCAGCUGGACUUCCCCCUCCUCCAACUCUUCCGAGCGGCAAGCCCAUGCUUCGGAGAGCAGCUGGACAACCAACUCGGAGGACACCAGCAGCCCAAGCAUUGCUCCCUCCUACACAGAUCUGCAGUCAGUUAAUACUGAGGACUUGACCAGUGGUGGAACAUCUGCAGCAGAUUCAGCUGACAAUUCCUCGUCUCUCCAGGAAGAUGAAGAGGUAGAUAUGGAGGCUGUCAACUGGCAGCUGAACACCACUUCCAUGAAUGGGCACUCAUCUACCCCAACCACAGUUCGCUUUCCCAGCUGGGUGACUUUUGAUGACAAUGAAGUCAGUUUUUCACCGCAGAACCUUUCCCCCUUGAAAACAGACACCCCACCUGCAGAAACACAGACUCCAGAUGUUAACUUCAACCUCACUACAUCCUUUAAGAAGAGAGAACGUCCCAAAAGCACAUUGGGUGACCUCUCUAAAAUUCAAAAACUAGAUCUCUCCUCCUUAGCCAAGUUGCCUUCUGUUGAAACACCCCCAUGGAGUGCUACUAAUCCCUUCCUGGAUGAAUCUCUGCGAGAUGUCCAACCCUCACCCAUCAAUCCAUUCAGCUCAUUCUUUGAGGAGCGAGACAGGCGUUCCAAAAGUUCUUCUGUCUCCAGUGCUCCAGGCAAAAGCCAAAGAGACUCUCUCAUUAUUCUCCAUCAAGAGCCUGAUACCAUCAGUUUCCAUGAGGCAAACAAAAAUGUAACCCACACAGAUGCUGUAGAGCAGCUCAAGCAACUCCAGAUUGGAGACCCAGAUCGUAUGAGCAGCCCUACCUUGCCUGAUGAUGACCCCAUGAUGCCAUAUGAUCUGGAUGCAGCCUUAUUUAACCUGGCACCAGCUCAGCCAAAGGAUGGAUGGCCAAUGAUGCUCAGGAUCCCAGAGAAGAAGAAUAUCAUGUCAUCCAGGCACUGGGGACCAAUAUACGUCAAGCUGACUGACAGUGGAUGUAUACAGCUUUUUUAUGAGAAAGGACUGGAGAAGCCUUUCCGAGAAUUCAAACUUGAAAUCAAUCAUGAGAUUUCAGAGCGUAAACUCCAGAACUAUGAUGAGAAUGGAAGAAUACACAGUGUGCGGUUGGACCGCACAACCUACAAGGAGAAAAAGAAGUAUCAGCCUAAACCAGCCAUUACUCACACAGCAGAGAGAGAACAAAUUAUCAAGCUUGGGACUACGGAUUAUGAAGACUUCCUUAGCUUCAUCACUGCUGUGCAAGACACACUGAUGAACUUGCCAGCCUCAUCAACAGAUCUGAGCACAGUGGGACUAAACUAUCAGGAAGAAGAAAUCACAGUUGAUGUCAGGGAUGAGUUUCAUGGCACCUUGGCCAAAGGAGACAGUGCGAUUCUCCAGCACAGUGUGCUGACCCAUAUCUAUGUUCUCAGCUUCCUUUCUGGCCUGGCAGAAUGCAGACUGGGCCUUAAUGAUAUCCUGAUCAAAGGGAAUGAAAUAGUUGCAAGGCAGGAUAUUAUGCCCACUACUACCACUAAGUGGAUUAAAUUAUACAGCUGUCGGUUCCAUUCAUGUGUGGAUGAGGAUAUGUUUAAUAACUCCCGUAUUAUCCUGUUCAACCCCUUGGAUGCCUGCCGGUUUGAACUGAUGCGAUUCAGAACUGUCUUUGCUGAGAAAACUUUGCCUUUUACUCUGAGGACAGCUGCCAGCAUCAAUGGUGCUGAGGUGGAGGUGCAGAGCUGGCUGAUGAUGUCCACUGGGUUCUCUUCCAACCGUGAUCCUUUAACUCAGGUCCCUUGUGAAAAUGUGAUGAUCCGCUACCCAGUGCCAAACGAGUGGGUGAAGAACUUCCGCCGGGAGAGCGUUCUGGGGGAGAAAUCUUUGAAAGCCAAGGUGAACAAGGGGGCCACUUUUGGAUCAACCAGUCUGUCUGGUUCUGAGCCAGUAAUGAGAGUAACUUUGGGAACUGCCAAAUAUGAGCAUGCCUUUAAUUCCAUCGUAUGGAGAAUAAACCGACUGCCUGACAAAAACUCAGCUUCUGGCCAUCCUCACUGCUUCUUCUGUCACCUAGAGCUUGGCUCUGACCGGGAAGUGCCUUCCAGUUUUGUCCGCUAUGUAGAUGUGGAAUUUGACAUGCCCACCACUUCUGCGUCCAAAGCCACUGUUCGGUCCAUCUCUGUCGAGGACAAGACCAACGUGAGGAAGUGGGUCAACUAUUCAGCACACUACAGUUACAAGGUCGAAAUAGAGCAGAAAAAAAGCUUGAAUGAGGACCUGAAGGGAGAAGAUACUGCAAAUGUCAAUGAAUGCGUUACGCAGUGAAGGAAGAUCCGUCUGCAAGUCCCAAGAGGGGUGGCCAAAUUAACAGACUUGGAAGAGAGGACUUGCAGGGUUUUGGUAUUUUUCUUUAAGGAAGUAUGGAGUCCUAUUUUUAAAAUAAUGCUCUGAAGAGUAUUAUUUUUCCUUGUGAUGAUCCGUACUUUGAGAAGAAGCUUGUCAGUGGCUUGUUUGGAGCGGGCCUACGGGCUUUUGCUGGAAUGAUUUACGUACAGUUGGGGUAUAGACAGAAUGACUCAUUACAGUCAAGCCUGCCUCUUCUUCCUCUUCACCAUCUAGGUUCUGCACUGAAGUGUGGGCUGGCCCCCAUCACAGCCAAACCAGAAAGCAGCUUUUAUCUCAGUUAUAAUCUUGCCCUCCUAUGUUAAGCAUUUUUUUGUAUGUGUGUUGGUUUGGUCAUUGGCAGAUUUACUUCCUUCUGAACUGCCAAAUAAAACCCAGGGAGCAUCAAGUGAAAAAUGAUACAAAAUCUCAUUUCUGAAGUCGUCAACAGAGUGAAAACCCCAAGCAUCAUUCUGGAGAAUCAAAAAACUCUGCAUCUUAAACGUAGUAAAAUGGUCAAGCAGAUGCAAUACAGACAGGAGAGCUAAUCAUAUAGCUGUUCUUUUAUUCACCCCUUCCUGUCUCAUCCCCUGAACAGCAACAAGUCACUGUGCACAUUUUUGUGGGGUCUGCACAAGUUACAAGAAGGCCUCUGUAAUUUCUUAAAUUUUUUAUUUGUUAGACUGGGCUGUUCUGUUAUCUUGACUGAACAUGGUUAUGGCUGCUAGUAACAGGGAAUGUGUCUUAUAAUAGAGGUGAUACAGGAGGGACUUUGCUAAGAUUAGAUCAUUCCUGCCUCGAAAGAUAUUUAAGGGAAAAAUAUUGGGAUUUGGAUUUGGGUUUGGGUUUUUUUAUAUGUUUUCUUGGAUGGAUAAGGUGGGUGGUUAUUGAAAAUGUCAGAACAGGAUUACUUUAACAGACAAUGUUGUUCGCCUGCCUGAAAAUCGCUGGAAGUCUGUCCAGCGCAAUAUUACUUUCAUGUUCUACCUUGAACCUACAAUACAAGUAACUUGUAUCUUUAUAAAACCCCCACUAACUGGGACCCAAAAUCUCUUCAAAAAUUAACAAGCUUCCAUCAUGGGGAUUUUUUUAUCUCCACUUAGCUGAAAGUAACAGCAAGUCUUAAAACUUCUUUCUAACUAAAAAUGCAGAAGGCAAAAGUCACUCAUUCAUAUAUAUUGUCAGAGAAAACAGUGUUCAGAGUACGCGUUUUUUGUAGUUGUUUCCAUGGCUUGUGUAAUACUUUGUCUCGAGGUAAUUUUAAAUGUAAAAAAAGUAAUUUAUUAAAUCAUUUAUCUUUUGAAAGGUUACUGCUGACUUUAAAAUCACACAUUUGGAAAGCCUUGGCAAUGUAAUUUAAAAUCAUAAUGAAUUAAAAUGAAAGCUUUUUUAUAAACUUAUAAAUUUAUUUUAUUUUGCAUUUCAUAUAACAGAAAAUUAAUACACUCUCAGUUUACUACUUUCACUGUGACUCCUAUAAAAAUCACAACAAUGUUAAAAUCCCAAAUAAAACAUAAGAUUAAUUACAUUGAGUCUAAAACUGGUAGUGUUAGAAUUUAAAACAAAUUAUAGAGAUCAUAUAAAUGCCUUUUUGUAUGCACCUAAAUUGCAAGGCUAAAUCAACCUAGUGAUAUAUAUUUACACAGGUACACUGCUGUAAAUAUGCAAAGUCUCAGUCUUUCUACAACUUCUUAAUAAGCAUGUAAUACAGUAUUGUAGCUCAUCCUACUGAAGCCCAGGGAGCUCCUCGGAGCACACCACGUAGUACUAAGCAUUUGUAACAUCCCUCUGUAAAUGGAAGAAUGCUUUUAACUUCUAUGAAGCAUUUUGUCAUCAGAGGAUUAAAAUUACUGACAAAGAAAAAAUAAUUAUUAUUUAUUCCAUGAUGUAUAAGUUGUGAAAUAUCUGAGAGCAUGGGGCUGAAUUCAUGACUGACUCUCAGCCUUGUUGCAGGUCAGCUGUGAUGAGUUGCAUGGCAACUCCUCUCUACAAAAUUCUCCCUUCUUUUCAAAGGCAUUCAAAGAACUUCUGGAUGUUUUCCUGUUUUUCACUGCAGCCCCUAGUGUACAGUUUCUGAAAAGGACCACCAAGAAAUGCAACAAAACCAGACUGAAGGAUUGCUGAGGAAGUGUGAGAAUGUCCCCUGAAAGGAACAGUUGGGAGAUUUCCUACUCCGGUCUGCAGGCUCAGCGUCUGAAUUUUUGCCUAUUGCCCCCAGCCCUUGAAAACACAAAUAUGUAAAAGCAAAUAAACAAAAUUAUGGUGUACUCCUUAAAGAGGGGAAAAAUCAAAGGAAUAUAAUUUUCCAUCUCUGUUGAAUUCUUAAACUAUUCAGUCUCUAUCAUACUUCAGCCAGAAUAUUUCAUCACCCCAAAACUGAAAGAUGAACAUAUUGGAGGUUUCUGGAUUUACUUAAUUUCAUUCAUCACUGAUUCUUUAUUUUUUAAUACAAAGUUAAUGAAUGAAAGAAAGAGUAUGGGCCCAACUCUGAUCUCUCUUGUGUAGUUAGUUGUGUGACACAACUGUCUCCUCCAAUCUUCAUGGAGUUAUGCAGGCAAAACUGGAAAAGUAUUCUGGUUUAUAAAAAAAGCUAUUUUAAUACAUUCUGAUCUCUGGAGAAUAUUUUUCUGAUGUACCUGUCACUGAAUUUUCAAGAGUUUAAGAUUAAUACCUCAGCCAGAGUUUCAAAAGACCCUAUUUCCUAUUGAAGCACUAGAGUAAGUAGUUUGAUUUUUCAGAAGAGCACCAACAACCAAAAUCUUUAGAAAAUCUAGUGUUGGUAUCACCAGGUGUCACCACUGAAUUCUUUUUUCAGUCCAGCACCAUUACGAGUGCUGAGCGCUUGUACACCAGGAUCCUAAGUGCCCUUCUUCAGGCUUUCACUGUUCUUGCUUGAUUAAGUAGUGCCAAUUUUUCAGUGUGAGAUACUGUCCCAUGUGAACUAUAUACUCUUCAUCCAUAGGGGUACAAUAGUAAUUUGGAGAGACUGUUGAUGGGAGUGAGGGGGAAAGAGCUGAGAGGUUCGUCAGCUUCAGAGUAGCAGAAAUGCUUUAGACACAAGCUGUGCCUGUAUUUGGGAUGAUUUUUUUUUUUAAUCUUUGGGAAAAAAUCUCUUGGAGUAGUUUAAGGUUAAUACUCCUUUUGAGAAAGAGAUAAUCACUGCCCUUUGGUUUAUUUGAAAGCUUCGUAGUACUUAAACACUCCGUGCAGGAAAUGUGCCUUCAAGGUAAGCAUGCACUUACUCCCUGAAGCUAUUCCCACUUUCAGCCUUCUUUCUCAUUAUGGUUUUCUUUCAUUUUUGUGCUGUGGUAAGACUUGUGGUAUUGCAGGGAAUUUUGCCUAUUAAAAUAAACUUAAAACAGCGUUUGAUAAUAAUGGGUAAAGAUGAACAACAUCUCUGGGAAGCUGAGCUUAUUUUAGUGAGUGCCUUUUAUAUUUAUAAACUAUGGACACUCUGCUAGCAAAGGAAAAUGGGCAAAAUCAGUUGAGAAAUACAGUAACUGAUGUUGCAUUUGUCCUUUAUUUAGACUCAAAUUUAGUCAUCCUAUGAAGGAGACAGAUUUUAGGUUCUUCAUUGUAGCAGUAUCGUAAGAAACAUUGCAGAAAUAAUUGACCUUUUCUGGUGGGUUACUGGCUGACAUACUUACUAAACAGGACAUCCAAGACCUGUUGGUCUACCUGUCCACGUGGCUUAGUAGCCGCUUAAACUCCCUCUUGAUCAUUCACCUCCCAGGAUGGAGAGCAAUUGCAUGCAAAGGAGCAUGAAAGCAAGAGGAAAAGGUAAUCAAAGUUCAGCCUGAAGGUACUUACUCCGUGGCUUGCAUGAAAUUCUCAGUAAUUUCCUUGGCCCUUGAAUGUACACAAACUAAUCAAGCCGUUGAUAGGUCACCUCUCUUCCAGAGAGUGAAAAAUGCCUUUCAGUGACUUGUAGCAGCUUGUGUUUAUAGCUGUAUUCAUCUCCAGAACUGGCCAGCACAAGAAUUUGCAGCGCACAGAGAUCACUUAUGGAUGAAGUACUUACCCUCUUCUGCCACUGAAGUUAAAUCUACAUCAUGAGUUGUAUGAGAUAUGAAAUUUUGUGUGAUAACAGGCAUAGCUGUUCCUAGCCUUCCUGUUUUGUUCAGCCACCCACCCACACAUCCAUCCUCCCAUCCGUCCUACCCUCCCUCCCUCUCUCUCCUAUACUUACUUGCAAUUCAUCCUUUGCACUAUUGGCAUUGAUUGGUUUGAUGAUUAUUUUGUAACAUGUUCCUACCUUUUGGUUUUGUAAAAUAAGAAAGUCUAUACACUGGCUAACUUUGUAGAAGCGUUUGGGGUUUUUUUAUUUUUAUUUUAUCAGUUGAAAUGGGACAUCAUGUUUUGUUUGAACUAUGGGAAAACUUAAAUAAAUGUUAAGAUGAAACAGCA
Phalacrocorax carbo (great cormorant) is the source of this 7444-nucleotide messenger RNA. Lineage: Eukaryota; Metazoa; Chordata; Aves; Suliformes; Phalacrocoracidae. The record is from RefSeq and is a predicted model, not a curated record.